This is a messenger RNA of Anthostomella pinea, 957 nucleotides long. The record is from the annotation of a GenBank genome assembly. NCBI's taxonomy places the organism in Eukaryota, Fungi, Ascomycota, Sordariomycetes, Xylariales, Xylariaceae.
AUGGCAACUUCACCCCACCCAGGCGACCAGUUCGAGGUUCCCGGCUAUGAGGCGCACGCUUCGCCCGCCACCUUGAAGGAUCGGAUCAAGCAGCAUUAUGAGAUCGCAUCGGACUACUACUAUUCCCUCUGGGGACGGCAUAUCCACCACGGCUUGUUCAAGUCGCCGACCGAGACCAAGGAGGAAGCUCAAUUGAACCUCAUUGAGUAUCUGCUAGAGAUCUCUGCGCUGCCAGAUAGAAGCGAGGUCCUUGAUGUCGGCUGCGGCAUUGGCGGGACAUCGUGCUUUCUAGCCAAGGAGCAAGCCUGCCGAGUCACCGGCAUCACCAUCAGCGGGAAACAGGUUGAGAUCGCCAAGCGAUUGACCCUUGCAGAAACUUCGCAGGCUGAAAUCGAGGACCAAUCUGGCUUCAUCAGCUAUCAGGAGGGCAAAGUUCGGUUCAUUGAGCUUGACGCGGAGAAGAUGCUGGACCACUUCUCCUCCGGUGAUACGAAGAAGGCAUCUUUCGACUGUGUCUGGGUCUCCGAGGCCCUGUCCCACUUUCCCAACAAGCCAUUGUUCUUCUCCUCGGCGGAGGCUCUUCUUGCCCCAGGAGGAGGUCGUCUCGUGAUUGCCGACUGGUUCAAAGCUCCGGGCCUGAGUCCCGAGCAGGAGAACGCAGACGUCAAACCUAUUGAAGACGGCAUGCUUCUACCCAAGCUUUGCACAGCAGAUGACUAUGUUCGAAUGGCAGAGGCCGCUGGGUUCAAGGUCAAGAGUGGUCCAAUUGACAUCAGUAAAAGUGUUGCCAAGACAUGGGAUAUUUCGUGGAGUCUAGUCUCUUCGCCAUCCCUGUGGGCCUUCGCGAUAGCCCAAGGACGAGAUGGUCUUGCGUUCCUGCAAGCGUUCAGGGCCAUGAGGCGAGGCUACGCCAACGGGACGUUCCGGUUUGCAGUGAUGUGUUUCGAGAAGCCUUGA